Diplodia corticola is the source of this 2895-nucleotide messenger RNA. RefSeq names its product glycoside hydrolase family 18 protein. Bases 1 to 2895 code for a protein of 964 amino acids. The record is from RefSeq and is a predicted model, not a curated record. Lineage: Eukaryota; Fungi; Ascomycota; Dothideomycetes; Botryosphaeriales; Botryosphaeriaceae. The transcript has 7 exons.
AUGGUCUCUCCGGAUGGCACUCCCAAGAAAUGCACCUCCAAGUUCUGCUGCGGAUACGAUUUCCAAGGGUGCCACUGGGCUGGAACAGGCAGCUGCAAUAACAACAACAUUUGCUCCUCCUCGGAUGUGCAGGUCGGGCUGGACGCUGAGGGCGAUACCGGGGCACAAUGCUACAGUAUUGGUCGUUCCAAAGCGCUCUGCUGCAGCGUUCCGGCAAACUUGACUUCAUUACUGCCCGUAUCACUUGAAGACCUCUUCCCAACCCUACCCCCGCAAGAGGACGUACCCCGUUUCGAUCUACAGUUCUUAUCCGCCGAGGAACUAGGGCAGCAUGAAACCAGCACGAAUGAAUCGUCCCCGCAGACAUUAGGAUUCGUCGUCAUCGAUGGCCCCGCAGAGUCAGUCGGCAGCUUAUCCAAGAGAGACGGCUCGCACAUUCAGUUCGUCACUCGUGGAAGCAGGCAAGAGAAAGGCACGCACAAAGCCAGAUACAUCUGUAUGGACACGUCAGAUGGGUCAAACUGCGACCAGAUGCAUGUUGGAGGCGUUGAAGGAAAGAUAUUCAAAAUGCCCGAGGAGGCGGGCUUCGCAACGUACGCGGUGGCGCAUUCAACCCAGCCCGCAGAUGACCAGCGCCUCCCGGAGCACCUGAAGAAGAGGGCACCACCAAACGCCGUCGUCCAUGAGCUCGAAUACAGCUACAACUUCACUCUCUCCAAGCGCACCGACAGCGACGUCUACGUCCGUAUCGACUACGCCGCCUCGAAUGACUACUACGAGAAGAUUGUGGCGGCCCCGCAUCAGAAACGGGGAGAGGGCUUGAGCCGGCGCUUCUGGAGCAAGAGCUUCGACACGUGGAAGUCUCUUUUUGAAGGCCUGAGGGAACAACCACCGCAAGCCACCAUGAGCUAUUCUUUCCAGAAGCUCCUGUACGGAGAUGACGGUACAGAGAAACAGUGUCCUGGCGGGAACGACGGUUUCCUAAAAAUCAGCCUGCAGGGACUGGUGCAGAGUCAAGUGCGCUUCGGCUUCACCCUGGUUGGCAGAAUCGCACCCGAGCUCGUGUUGGAAGAGGCCUAUGGCUUCUUCGACACCAAGCCGACGCUGUCCGCUUCGUUGAACUUCGACGGCAAGGGCCAUCUCGCCAUACCCGACGGCACAACCGCACGUCUACUCCAAGGCGAGCUUUCCAGCAUGGGCUUCAGCCAUCCUGGCAUCGUCUCCUUCUCCCCAAGGCUCAACGUCCUAGUCCAAAUGGCCGGCGCGGGCACCCUCGACGGCACCUUCAACAUGGCCAUAUUCUCGGCAGCCGACGACGUCCUAACCACACACGCGCCGCCGAACCUCGGCGACUUCAGCGGGUCCGCGGCGGGGAAAGCCUUCAAAGCAGCCUACGACGGCGCGUUCGACGCCAACGGCACCGGCCAGAUCUUCGCCCUGAACCUCACCACCGAGGCGCAGAUGCAGCUACGGAUCUUCGACCACGGCACAUCCCGCAGCGCCGCCGCCGUCAACUUCACGUCCUUACUACCACACCGCUUCCAGAUCCUGAACAACGGCUCCCAGCUCGCCUUCGUCGACGCAGACCAACAGCCCGUGUCCGAAGUCGUCGUCGUCGUCGAUGUCGACCGUGGCAAUCGCAUCCCCGGGUGGAGCGACGCCGACAACACCCCACACGCGGUGGGCCCGGCGCCGCACGCCCUGGUCGUGCAAACCGGGCGGUUCGAGCCGAUCCCGCGCAACGCGCCCAGGAUCGACGGCGCCGCGGUGCUCGGGGGCUCCGAUCUGAUGGGGUGCUCGGGGGCGGCCCGGGGCGUCCUCGCGUGCCCUCUUCCCGACAAGAUCCUCGGUCGGUUCCCGGAGCUCGAUGACGAUCCGGAUGGAGGACGGGCCGCGUCAGGCAAUGCGUCGGAGGGCGGAGCGCGGGGCUUUCGGGUUCGUGGGCCCGUGGGGGACUUUGAUGUUGAAGCGCCGCCGUACCCAGAUGGGCAGAACGGUCUGAAGUUGCGGCAGGCGAACCCCAACGCCGGCCGGUGGACCUUUGUCGGCCAGGGUGCUUGUUCUGGAGGUUCGAAAGUGGGUGCAGACGGACCUGUUAGCGGCGUCAAGUACGUCACCGACCACGUUCUGGAGCUGCAAACACUUCCAAGGUUCUUGGAGUUCAUCAUGGGCGAGCCACAAGCUAUCGGAGGAACGGCAUACAGAACCAACUUCUCCGUGGUGCAGCAGGAGCUUCUGCAAAGGUACAUCACGAUGCAGUGGCGAAACUUGGAUCCCGAGGGAAGCUCUAGCGACUCCAAUAGUCCCAUUGCGGAUAUGUGGGAGGCAUUUGGCAGCGUGCAAACUCCCCAUCGGCUUCUGAAUGUUGAAAGGGGCCUGAACGCCGUCAAGGCUCGGCUUUGGGGAGGCAUGAAUCCCGUCUCGGAUGUUCGAUGGAAUGCCUUGCAGUUUGAUGAUACGAGCGACGUUCAAAAUGCUCUGAACGCCAUCGCAGCCAUUAAUGGUGUCAUGGGGGUAUUCAACUUUAUCAAUUCUCAGAAGGUGCAGACAACAUUGGCGGAAGCUGCCAACGACUUCAACGUUGUCUUGAAUCGCUUUCAAGAACGCUUCAACUCUAUCAACAAUGCUGAUAUCAACAUUGUGGGCCAAUGGGAAGAAUACAUCAGAUCCGUGCUUUCCCAACAGAUCAGCACAAGGGCCAGAGCGUGGAUGAUACGCAGGCUCGGCAUCUUGGUCGAAAAUUGGAAGGGAACGCGAGAUUCGUACCUUGAUCAUCAGCAGGUGGAGCGCGAGCAAGCAGAUGCAGUUAUAAACGAGCUUGGAAUCAUUUUGGACAGCUGUCUUGGCCCCAACGGUACUACUGGCAGCAUUACUCUUCCACGGCUUGCAAUAUAG